AUGGCGGUUUUAUUGACAAUUGUGGCCCUACUAGCCGUAGGGACGAGAGCGCAGGAGUCUACAGUGUACGUGGAGAACCCUCGAGAUUCUGACGCCACACUGAACUUGGAACCUGUCACCACGGGAGGGUUCAAUGCUAUCCUCGUUAACGGAGCCGACCGAAAACUUCUCGGACAAAUUGGAAGGACUCUAUUCUCUCCGUUUGUCGAUGAAGAAAUAGAAGGUGGUACUUUAAUAAGCUAUGGCACAACGAAUCUGACAGUAAAUACACUUUACGAUGAAGAGAGAGAAGCUAGGGGUAUCAAGUUCACGUGGCUUGCUGAAACUGGAAUAAGACUUGAAGACUGUAUUAAUUUUGGUACUGAUCACUGGUACGCGGGACCGAUGCAGGUCGACCAACUAUACCCAAUUGAGAAUGCUGCACAGACCUACUCAGCGAAUUAUAACAAAGAAACAGACAACGGAGCCAUCAUGGAAAGAUAUUGGCUCAACUCUGCAGGAGAAUACGUCUACGUCCAUUCCGAGGUCCCUCUAUUUGUUGACUACAAAAAUCUUUACAACAACCAUCUCUGUUUCGGAGCCCAGAUAGCAAACCCUUACUCAAAUAGGAGGACGAGAAUAGUAUUGGCCUACGACAUUUGGUUUCUCCCAGACGUGAAAUCAGCACACAAGCAUGCAGUCGAUAAUUAUUUAGGCAAGCCUUUAGAUAUACCUGAUGAGCUUAUGGUGAGACAUCCGAUCUGGUCAACAUGGGCCCAGUACUCGAGAGAUAUCGACGAAACUAAACUUCUAGAUUUCGCACAGCAAAUUCUUGAUAACGGUUUUAACAAUUCUCAAUAUGAAAUUGAUGAUCAAUGGGAGGUCUGCUACGGUUCUUUGACAGUGAAUCAGGAGAAGUUCCCGGAUUUCCGUGGGACAGUAUCAAGUCUUAAGGAGCUUGGUUAUCGAGUCACUAUCUGGGUGCAUCCUUUCAUUAAUCUAAAUUGCGAACCUUGGUACUCAGAAGCGCUAAACAGUGGUUUCUUCGUUUUGGAUGAGUCAGGCAGCCCCAACACGACAUGGUGGAACAACAAUGGCACUGUGGCAGGCUACAUCGACUUCACUAACCCUCGAGCAGCUGAAUGGUGGUACCUGCGGGUGUCUGCACUUCUGGAGAACUAUGAUAUUGAUAGCAUCAAAAUUGACGCAGGAGAAGCUAGCUUUGCACCAGAGAUAUCCGAUUUAACUGGUGACAUCGAACUCCAGCCCCACAUCCUAGUUCAAGAAUACGCCAAGGUUUGCGCAAGAUUCGGCAAAAUGAUCGAAGUUCGAUCUGGUUUCAGGAACCAAGAUCUUCCAAUAUUCACUCGAAUGGUUGACCGAGACUCCAUUUGGGGACUUAACAACGGCCUCCCCACCAUCAUCACGACCACAUUCCAGAUGAACCUAAACGGUUACCCUUUCGUUCUGCCUGACAUGAUCGGAGGGAACGGAUACAACUUGGACCAUGAUCAAGCUGACCUUCCAACUAAAGAACUCUUCAUCCGAUGGGUUCAAGCCAAUACGUUCUUGCCCGUGAUGCAGUUUUCUUUUGCCCCGUGGAAUUUCGAUAACCAGACAGUAGAAAUAAGCCGCAAGUAUGUGGAUCUGCACGCUGAAUACGCUGACGUCAUAAUCAAGGCUAUGGAGAAAGCUGUCAGUGAUGGAACACCAGUCAAUGCACCCCUCUGGUGGCUAGACCCCACUGAUGAAGACGCACUCGUCAUUUGGGAUGAAUAUCUCCUUGCCGAAACUAUCUUAGUAGCUCCGAUACUGACAGAGGGCGCCACCUCUCGGGACAUCUACCUCCCAGCAGGAACCUGGUUCGAGGAAGGUGAUCACAACAGAACGGUUGAAGGUCCAACCUGGCUGAGAAACUACCCAGCACCGCUGGACACUCUGCCGUACUUCGUCAAAGAAGUUACUGAAUCGCCUAAUUCCCAAGCAUCCAUUAGUAAUUCCAUAUUUUUAGUAUCAAUGGGAAUUAUUUUCCAUUACUUCUUUAUGUAA
Molecule: messenger RNA, 2028 nt
Organism: Arctia plantaginis
Lineage: Eukaryota; Metazoa; Arthropoda; Insecta; Lepidoptera; Erebidae
Source: the annotation of a GenBank genome assembly